AAUAACACAUUAAAAAGUCCUCCAGAAAAGUGGCAUGGGGCUGGUCGCCGCAGUGUGCCGUGUAUGGUCAAAGAUAUUGGUUAACAUGUGUUCAAGUGUUUUGUCGACGAACGUUUUUUGUAACUUAUUAAUAAUUAAUAUGGAUACAAUUCUAUAAUUGACGAAUGAUUUUAAUUUUAGAGUUCGCGGUUCAAAUAAUAUAAGUAUUAUGCAAGCUUGUUGUCACGAUCUUUUAUUGCAAAAGAAUUAUUUUGUAUUGAAAUCGUUUUAUUCAAGUAUCCGCACUUCCCUAUCAUGUUAUUAAAAACGAGAUUUGCGCUCUGCCAGCUCAGAUGGUUCUCGAGUAAAGUAACAAUUAAGCUAAACGAAUCAUUCAAUGCUCUGCUUGAAAGCAGCGAAGCAAGACAUAGGAAACAUCCAGGGAUCGUUGCAAGAAAUGUAAUUCAUUUACCUAAACAUAUUUUAAAAGCUAUGGACAUUGUUUUGGAAGAUGUUCCAAAUAAGCCUUCAAUACUUGAGGAGUGUGUACAAUUUAAGAACCAUCUACAUGGUCGCCAUAUACCUGUAGAAGAAAAUGAAUCAAGGGAAAAGUAUGAAACAAUACAGCAGCAUCUAAUGAGGAAUAUAAGGAUAGACAAUUUAUCAGAUGCGGAAAUUGAGGCCUUGGCUAAGAAAAGUCGCCCAAAGGCUUUGAAAAUGUUAAAAAAGUACACUAAUAUGUGGAAAGCCAUAAAUUUUGACGCGCACAGAAGUUUGUUAUAUAUGAUUGCAAGAAGUUCCCAAGACUAUGCAGUAUUGUAUUCGAUUUUUGAUGAAAUUCGCACCCGUGAUAAGAAUUUCAAACCAGAGACGGUACUUGAUUUUGGUUCUGGAAUCGGGACUACCAUGUGGGCAACAAAUGAACAGUGGCCAAACAUCAUUAAGGAGUAUAUGAAUGUAGAUAUUUCUCUUGACAUCAGCAAUCUAUCAGAAACAAUAAUGAAAAUCGCUCAUCCAAAUUUUAAUGGAAUUUUUUAUCGACAGUUUAUGCCUAUGUCGUUAAGACCUAAUUAUGAUAUCGUCGUGAGCGCAUACUCUUUAAUAGAGCUGCCGAAUGCCAAAACAAGAUUGGACGCAGUUAUGAAACUUUGGAAUAAAACGAAGAGUUAUUUGGUUAUUGUCGAAAACGGAAAUAAUGCAGGAUUUAAUCUUGUGAAUGAGGCGAGAGAUUUCGUCUUACUCCUUUCAAAUUCGUCCAGUGAAGCAGAUAACAAGGAUGUGACCCACGCAUUUGCUCCAAUUUUUCAGUGUCCACACGAUCUAGCAUGUCCACGAUUAUCUGCAGACAAUACUCCUUGUAAUUUUGAAGUAGGCUAUACUUCUUCACCUUUGAUAGGCAAUGUGACCACACAAUCUGAACGUUAUUCAUACGUGGUAUUAAAAAAAGGAACCAGAUCAGAAACAGAUGGCGAUUGGCCUCGUUUAGUUAGGCCAACUUUAAAGCGAGGGAAACACGCAUUUUGUCGAAUGUGUUGUAGUUCUGGAAAUUUAGAAGAGAUCAUUUUCACUCGCUCGAAACAUGGAAGGAACCUUUACCGCUGCGCAAGGGUCAGUAGAUGGGGUGAUCGACUUCCAGUCGUAAAAAAUAUUGAAAGUAAUGCAACUAUCGAAAACGAAAGUUCGAGCGGAGACAAGGAAGAAAGUGAAGGUAGUUCAAAAAAAGAGUAAUGAAUGUGUUUGUGAUCUCUUGUGAUUUUUAUAAUGAAAAUUGAUGUUAUAUUUAUCUGCAAUGGUAAGUUCGAUUUAUGUACAGUUUCAAUCCUUGUUAUAAUAUGUCAAUAAACACUUUCAAAGUUCUUAAA
Messenger RNA from Belonocnema kinseyi, 1841 nucleotides. RefSeq names its product methyltransferase-like protein 17, mitochondrial. Gene Ontology annotation, biological process: translation. The record is from RefSeq and is a predicted model, not a curated record. NCBI's taxonomy places the organism in Eukaryota, Metazoa, Arthropoda, Insecta, Hymenoptera, Cynipidae. Gene Ontology annotation, molecular function: structural constituent of ribosome; methyltransferase activity. Bases 295 to 1707 code for a protein of 470 amino acids. Gene Ontology annotation, cellular component: mitochondrial small ribosomal subunit. The transcript is spliced from 10 exons.